CCCGCCCCUUUGUCCUUUCGAGCCUUGGUCAGAGGCGGUGGCGGCUGCCGGGAAGAAAGGUGCGCGAGGCGGAGCAGACCAAAACCUGAAUUGGAAGCAAGUUAAGACGGAAAAACAAGCAUUGCAUGGAUGACUUGGGGAGACACUGAGGAACGUGUUGUCUUACCGAUCAGCAUUCAAGGCACAAUGAAGCACCCAGUUAUGUUUUUGAAACAUUGAUGUUUUUGCUGUUUACCAUCAGCCAUGUGUUCUGUGGCUUUUUUGUUGGUCGAUGUUCUUGAAUGAGUCCUCAUUGUUGCCAUAAGAGAAAAAUGCAGGGGCGGAAUUUGGUGGAGGGGCACAAUGCUGUGGAGAUUUCAGGCCAGUCCGUUUUGAAAGCCCUGUCAGCAGAGAUGUGUGCCAUUUCUCUCAGAGAAAACAUGGAUGGAGCUGAUGUACAUCACUUAAGUGAAAAGAGAGAUCUUGAUGAAAGCUUGGAAGUUAACAUGGUUCAGAAAAGCCUUCCCAGCAAAAGUGGCAGUGAAAGAAUUUGUGAAGCAUCUUUGGAGAGUCCUUCAGAUACCAGCAUAGCAGAGUCCAACAACAGCUGGGGUGAUUUCGAAGGUUUCAGUGAGGUCAAGAUGGAGAACUUAAGCAACACUCCAGAUUCUUUAGAGAAGUCUCAUGAAAAACAAACUGAUAUGAAUGAUGCAGAGGUAGCUGCGGCUCACUCCACUACCUCAGUCAGACUGUUGUUUUCCAAAGCAUCUGAGCACGGUAGAAGAGAAACUUUUGCUAAUGUUCCAGCGAAGGCUGUCUGCAGCUCUGAAGAUAUCAUUAAAAUGAGCUUUCCCGAAGUUCCUGUACCUCAGUUCUUGGAGCAAAUAAGCAGCUUGGAGCAGGUUCUUGAUACAAAAGUGGAAGAUGCAAACAUUCCUGAAUGUACAAAUAAACAACCUUGCACAGACUCAGCAACCUUAUGGAAAACUCUUACUCACUCCAGUAACCCUUCUGCAUUAAGAAGCUCUUGGGAUGAAUCUCAUUAUCAGGAAAACCUUUUAGCUGUGCUGGGGAUAGAUGUUCAUCAAAAGGCCCUUCUAGACGGCAAGGAUAUUUUGGACAGCGGAGAAAACAUAGACUCCGGUGUUGACAAAUUCAGCUUUGGUACAUGUAAAGGACUAAUUCAAACGAAGCUUUCUGUAUCUCCUGAUCCGAGACAAAGCCAGCUCUUCACUUAUAACCUAUUUUUGAAGAAGACCCCAUCUGGUGGAAAUAUGCAAUAUAUCACAGUUCCACAAAAGAAGAGGAUUUUUACUACCCAAAACCUAAGGAUGAAAAUGUUUAGCAGCAAUAUUUGCUAAUACAAAUAUUUCUUUUGUUUUACCGCUUUCUAAAAAAAGAGAGAAUAUAGUAUUACUAAUUUUUGAGAUGAGAAAUGCUUUUGGGGGAAGGAAACAAAACUUCAUCUGUUUCGCUUCCUUCUACAGCUGGGAAGAUGGUUUGGUCAUGACACCCCUCCCCCCAAAUUGCUCAUAAUUCAUAAAGUUUUAGCUCAUGGUAGGCUAGCUAGAAUUAUGCUUUUAAAGGCAGAGGAUGUGCUGUGUCCUGCUGAUUCGUUCCUGCUAUAAAACAUCUUUGUGGGGCUAAAUGGCAUUUUUCAAACUUUUCUACCUGCGCCCUUAAUUAAAAGCCGUGUGUUGUGUUUGCGUGCCUUGUCACCUCUUUUUUCCUCUGCUGGUUGCUUCGGUGCAGGCGAUGAUAUUUGUACCUUUUACUCCUUCCUGCGGUCCCGUUCAUCCCAGCUUCCACCUCAGGUUAUGAAUUUAACCAAGUUACGAAGGGGCUUUUUUGCUUACCAUUUUUUCUCUCUUUCCUGGUUUGCAUCUGACUUUUGUGCAACUCACCCAGCAUCUUAUGGGGUUAGAGGGAAAUUCUAAGGUGAUUGGCAGGAGGCUAGGUUCUUCUGUUGAACUUUGUGGGUGUGCAUAUAUUUACACGGUUAACUUUCUCCUGGCAACUCUGCAAGAGUGAUUGUCGCAUCACUUGGGAAAACUUGCUGGCAUGAAUUGCCUGGGACUUCCCCCCAGUGUUCAUUUAGUAAGAGCAAAGGAUGCCCUCAACAUGAGAAGUCUUGCUUACAUGUCAUGUAAGCACAUUUUAUAUUUGGGGUGUUCAUAACAUUAUAGUCUUGUUCUGCUCUAGCAUCUCCCUUCCUUCUGUACAUGAUUUCACUUCAUAUCCCAUCUACAUCUGACCACAUGUCUUGUAAUAGGUCAAGUGGAGCACCUUUCAUUUACUGCAAGUUUGGGCAGUGGCACUGAGCUUGGAGUCUGCCACCUGCUAAGACCCUGGGGUUGAGAAUUGCUUGCUUUCCAAACUUUCUCCAUCCCUUCUGUUCCAUUAAGGUACUUGCAACUCUCUGUCACACAGACAAGGCAAAUGGAUUCUCCUGCUUGUGUUUUAUAUUUCUAUUAACCACUUUACAUUUUGAAGAUGUGUGAAAUCCUUUAAGGCCUUUCAGGCCACAUACUGGGACUGGUCCUGGAGCCAGGACAAGUGAUGGCUGAGCCAAGGGCCUGUCCCAGCACUGCAGUAAACAAAUGCCAGUGUGAACGCAGCUUAGUUUACAUUGAACUGGAGUUAAGAUCUCUGUGAGCUGAGUUGUCAGUUUGGAAGUAAAACCUGUUUGGUCCUCUAGUCCAUAUGGAAGACACUUUUAUGUACUAAUUUUAAUAGCAACUGUUCAGUUCAACUUCCAGUAGCCUUGUGUAGUAACUGCUUUGUAAUGGAUGGGCCAAAACAUGUGGUGGAAAAGAUUACAAGCUCUCCCAUGCAUGUGGGAACCUGUCCGCACAUGUGUGGGAGGAGCCUUGCUGACUGGAAGUUUGAAAAAUCCAGACCCUUUACAGGACACAUAAUGAAGAACAAGUCUGCACUGAUUUUUUUUUGUAACACCGCCUUUAAUAAAAUAUUAAUACCAA
Molecule: messenger RNA, 2960 nt
Organism: Varanus komodoensis (Komodo dragon)
Lineage: Eukaryota; Metazoa; Chordata; Lepidosauria; Squamata; Varanidae
Gene: CLBA1
Product: clathrin binding box of aftiphilin containing 1
Exons: 6
Coding region: 282-1340 (352 amino acids)
Biological process (GO): intracellular transport
Cellular component (GO): AP-1 adaptor complex; trans-Golgi network membrane
Molecular function (GO): clathrin binding
Source: RefSeq, a predicted model, not a curated record